AUGGGUAGGCAAUUGGUGAGAUAUUUACAUGAACAUGAAGGAAUGCUUUUUAGCUUUCUACAUUUCCUAGUUGUCACCUACCGACCAACUGCCCUGAAUGACCAGAUUUAAAGAACCGCAGCCUGACCUGGCUGGCCCCUUUUCUGAACUCGUCAAUUCCACGACUUCGCGCACUGGCCGUUGGGAGAAAGUGUGGCUGUGUCCACUUUUGGGUCUCAUGGAAAACGUGGCGGCUUCGCAAGGCCUCUUCCACGGCUGCUGCAGACCCAAGGAGGACGUGUCCGAGAUCUCCGAGCUUGACGGGACGUGAAGGAAAGAAUCGAGGGUUACCCCGGAGUUCGGCUGAGCACUGCAGCCCCCGCGCCUGGCAAGGCGUGGCAGCUGGCUCCGUCCUUCCACCUCGGCUGGCGGCUGCGGAUCGGGCCUUUCAGCGAGUGGAGAGUCGAGAUCCCAAACCGUGCUGCUUUCGACCUGUGCCAUCUCACCAUCCGUCCAGCACACGCACCUUCUCUCCUACCUACCCAUCUCCCACCCAGCGUCAGUAACGGAUCCUCACACUCCUCCCAUUAAAGUGCUAAGUCGUACUCCGCAACUUGGCUGGACCGGCGCUUGGCAAAAAACCUUGCCCGACACCAGACUGGACGCGCCCGGACGCCAGGCAGCCGCACAGCCGCAGGUGAGUCUCGCUGUGAAUUGCUCCGUGGGCCCGGCCGUCUUGAGCCUGAGGCCCUCUAAGGAACGUCAGGUGACUCGCGCCUGA
Molecule: messenger RNA, 760 nt
Organism: Microbotryum saponariae
Lineage: Eukaryota; Fungi; Basidiomycota; Microbotryomycetes; Microbotryales; Microbotryaceae
Source: the annotation of a GenBank genome assembly